AUGUAUAAUUGUUUUCUUAAAAAUUUAUUAGGUGUUGAUUCAAUAAGACUUUGGGGUGCUGUACAUUCUGGAUGUUGUGGAAUCAGAAUAUACAAAGAAAAAACUAAAGCCAUAAUUGAUAAAGAUUUAGAAUCUAUAAUAACAAGUGAUACAAAUAGUAGUCAAGAUUUGCAAGCAAGUAAUCAAGAUUUGCAAGAAAUUAGUGAAGAUUCUCAAUUAAUUACAAAUAGAAUUGAAGAAUUGGAAAAGUUUAGAUGCUUUGUUGAAAUGAAUGUUAUUAAGAUUAAGCCAUGG
Dentiscutata erythropus is the source of this 294-nucleotide messenger RNA. Lineage: Eukaryota; Fungi; Glomeromycota; Glomeromycetes; Diversisporales; Gigasporaceae. The record is from the annotation of a GenBank genome assembly.